CAGCUUCACUGGCAGUCUGUGUGGGGAUGUCAAAGGGCGCGAUCGAGAAUUUUCCGUCAAUUUGGCUCAGGGUUCCCUUGGAUCAUUGAUCAUGUGGUCAUGGCGGACUUCCUUGCCGUCGUGCCUAAGGCACCACAGAAGGAAUUGCAGCCAGCUGGGGUGCUUGAUGAUGAUGCACGGCCGAGGUUCAACGUCGGCGUGCCGAAUCCGAUGUAUUUGAGCAGCGCCUCGGCACCUUCAACUCCAGCGAGGCCUUCGACUUCCCCACCUACAAGUCCGUUGGAAGGGGAUUGCGAAGUUCGAAGACUGUCCGAAUCUGAUUUGGCCAAUUUGAUGCCGCAAGUCUAUGGCAGCAAUCAGUUGGCAGAUCAACCAGACAAGAUCCUGAUGGGUGAGGACAACAUUUCCAUCCCCGGCUGUUUGAUGGUGAAGAUCUCAGAAGAAUGUGACGUCCAAGAGGAAAAUUCAGAAAAAGAGAAGGUACCCGACCAUGCGUCGCAACAUCAGAGCGAACGCGAUGAUGUGGAAGACCGCAGGAUCUCCGCUCCGCAAAUGCACGAGCCUGGAGCUGCCAAUUGUCGAUUGAGCAUUAGCGGCCUCAUGCCCUCGUAUGGAGCAGGUUCGGUUGUGGACACUCCAGGGCAGCGGCAAAUCAGCAAAAACUCGCAGAUCCGGACCAGCACCUAUGCAGUUUCAAAGACGCUGAAGAAGAGCCAAGGAGAUUCUUCGGAAAGGAUAGGUUUUCAAGAAGGAGUCGAGCCUUCGAUGCAAAUGUAUUUGGAGGACCACUGUAUUGAUGGUCCAAGUUCAGCUUGGCGUAGGACGACUUCGGUGAAGCUCUUGAUGAGUAUUAUUGUCCUUCUGCCGAUGCUGUCAUUUUCCGUCCUUUUCCUGCCACUCACUGCACCAGAGAAGGGCUUCCAUCAAAAUUGGGUCUUCAACUACUUGGCGCACCCUGCCCUCAAUUACGUGGUUUGCCGUGCAGAGUUGGAAAUUGGCCUUCGUCGACCGCUGGCACCCUCUGACAGACCACGUAUUGCCUGGGUCAUGCGUUGGUGUCCACUGAUUGGCUGCGUUGCAUGCAUUUUCAUCCACUUUAUGGCCAGCCUCUUCGGCGUUUACCCAAUGCCUUUUGCCGCUGCUACCAGUUGCCUCCCAAGUGCCUUCAUUACGUUGUUUGUGGGAAGCUACUUGAUCCCAGAAGAUCUCCUAACCUCUGACCUCCGGGCCUUCAUCCAGUUUGCAUAUUUGGAAUUAAUCUUUACGACCUUGCAGUUUGGAGUGCUUACGCUCUGGCUGGAAGUUUUCCCCGCCCUCUCGGUGCCAUUGCAGCUGCUUAGCAGUGCCGCCGUUACUGCCAUGAUGGCUGGAACUGGAUGGGCGGUCAACAAGAUAGGCCCACGAUACCUUGGAGUGCCAGAGUACAUCACUGAAGAAGCAAAGAUAUUGAUUCUCUUUGUGGCAUUUCUCUUCUCGGCCGCCCUUUUAUCCAGCGCAAAGAAUGGCGUGGUUCUGUGCGUGAUGCUGAUCCUUGACGCAGGAAAAGCUUUGGCAAUCGCUUUGAAAACCUGCGGUUGUCUUAUUGCUGUUCUCGAAGAGAUGACAUUGGUGGAGGCAGGCUCAGCACAGAGUCGGCUGUGCAAGAGGUGGAUAAAUUUUACAGCCUUGCCACUUCUCGUGUAUCAGAAGUGGCGAUUGGCAUUCCAAGUGCGAAAGCAACUCAACAACCUUGUGAUUGACUUGGCGGGAAAGACCCGAGAAAGUCUUCAAGAAAGUGAGAUCACCAUUAUGGAGGCCCGACUCCUCAACGAAUUUGCGCGACACGCCAAGGUGUUUGCUCUCGUUGAGCUUUGUGAAGUCGCAGUUCCUUUGAUGUACAUGAUGGUGAUGGCUUUGCUUCAUACCGAAACUUUCGGGUAUAACCGCCAGUACUAUGAGAUCUUCUCCACCACGGGUCAAGGUUAUCAGGAUGCGAUGAUUGGCAAUGCGAUGAGUUUCCUUAUCGAAGCGUUCGUUUUCGUGGCGGCGCAAGUCGCGUUCUUGCAAUCCACUGGUUUUGACUUGGCAUACUUUGCAGGAAUUGUCCUGCUGGAGAACUAUUCAUAUUGGGUUUUGGGUCUGGGCGCUGGUUCUGUAGCUUGGCUGACGGUGCUCAUUAGUCAUGGUGGUCACGACCUUGAUUUGAUUAGAGCUUUAUUCUCGAGACAGUGACCCUGAGAAUGGGGGACCCUUCGGGCCAAGGCCUCCA
Messenger RNA from Durusdinium trenchii, 2248 nucleotides. The record is from the annotation of a GenBank genome assembly. NCBI's taxonomy places the organism in Eukaryota, Dinophyceae, Suessiales, Symbiodiniaceae.